Gamsiella multidivaricata is the source of this 570-nucleotide messenger RNA. RefSeq lists its product as uncharacterized. NCBI's taxonomy places the organism in Eukaryota, Fungi, Mortierellomycota, Mortierellomycetes, Mortierellales, Mortierellaceae. The transcript has 4 exons. The record is from RefSeq and is a predicted model, not a curated record. The coding region runs from base 1 to 570 and encodes 189 amino acids.
AUGAGAGCAGCGACCGUAGGCAUGACCUUGGUCCGGGACGUGGACGUGGAUCCCCUCGAAUCGGUCGUGACGGGACUUGUCCGCGCGCUCCACAAGGCCAUGUCGCGAACAUUUACUCAAGGCCCAGCAACCAUCCUGUACUUUGAUGAUCCGCCAACAACGCAAGAGGCGGGGGCGCGAGAUGCAAAAGCUUUAUUAUACUACCAUAUCAAUAGUGCUGUGCCCAGUUUCUACAACUUUCCAGAGCAAUGUGACAAUGAUCCCGCUAGGACCAGGAGAGGCAAGGAUGUAGAUGUCAUGAACGAUCAGGCUAAUAAGAUUCAGAAGAUGGUGGACUCCAAUAAUACCAACACAUUCUCCAGAACUUACAAGAAAGCAAAGCGGAGCUGGGCCGCUGCAAGGAUAAAUGAUUCGGCGCAUCCUGGUCAGACUGUGGGUGGCUCAAAUGACUCAGGCAUGCCCUUUCAUGAGUUAAAGGUGCUUCUCAGAAAGGACCCCCUUGACCAUACCAUCACAUCGUACGAGGUGGAAGACGUGAUUCAGAAGCUGGAAGCCAACGAGGCCCAGUGA